AUGUCAUCUCGACCAGAUCUCAAAGUCGACGACGAAGUCGGCUUCAUCCGCUUCUACCGCUCCAUUUCCACCGACAACAACACCACCAACAAUAAUGAAACCAUCCGAGUCUUCGACCGCGGAGACUGGUAUUCCGCGCACGGCACCGAAGCCGAAUUCAUCGCGCGGACCGUAUACAAAACAACCUCCGUGCUAAGAAACCUCGGAAGAAGUGAAACCGGCGGUCUCCCAUCCGUGACUAUGAGCGUUACCGUGUUCCGCAACUUUCUCCGCGAGGCAUUGUUCCGACUUAACAAGCGGGUGGAGAUCUGGGCGUCAUCUAGUGGGACGGGCCGUGGAGGACAAUGGAAGAUGGUGAAGCAGGCGAGUCCCGGAAAUCUACAAGAAGUGGAAGAGGAAUUGGGGAGUGUGGGUGGGUUGAGUUUGGAGGCCGGGGCGCCGAUUAUUCUUGCGGUGAAGAUUUCGGCCAAGGCCGGGGAGGCGAGGAGUGUGGGGGUUUGUUUUGCGGAUGCGAGUGUCAGGGAGCUCGGGGUGAGUGAGUUUUUGGAUAAUGAUGUUUAUUCGAAUUUGGAGUCGUUGGUGAUUCAGCUGGGGGUGAAGGAGUGUUUGGUGCAGAUGGAUGUGGGGAGGAAGGAUGUGGAAUUGGCGAAGGUGAGAAAUAUUGCGGAUAGUUGUGGGAUUGCGAUUUCCGAGAGGCAAGGGGGGGAGUUUGGGGUUAGGGAUAUUGAGCAGGAUUUGACGAGGUUGUUGAGGGAUGAGAGGUCCGCGGGGACGUUGCCGCAGACGGAGUUGAAGUUGGCCAUGGGGGCGGCGGCCGCGUUGAUUAAGUAUCUUGGGGUUAUGGCCGAUUCGUCCAACUUUGGGCAGUAUCAGCUGUAUCAGCAUGAUUUGUCGCAGUUUAUGAAGCUGGAUUCGUCGGCACUGAGGGCGUUGAAUCUGAUGCCUGGUCCGCGGGACGGAUCUAAGUCGAUGAGUCUGUUUGGGUUGUUGAAUCAUUGUAAGACGCCGGUGGGCAGCAGGCUGCUGGCGCAGUGGUUGAAGCAGCCGUUGAUGGAUCUGGCGGAGAUCGAGAAGAGGCAGCAGCUGGUCGAGGCGUUUGUGGUGGAUACGGAGCUGCGGCAGACCAUGCAGGAGGAGCAUCUGCGCUCGAUUCCGGAUUUGUAUCGCCUGGCGAAGCGGUUUCAGCGGAAGCAGGCGACGCUGGAGGAUGUUGUGCGUGUGUAUCAGGUUGCUAUUCGUCUGCCGGGGUUCGUGGCGUCGUUGGAGAAUGUGAUGGAUGAGCAGUAUCAGACGCCCCUGGAACAGGAGUAUACGUCGAAGCUGCGCAGUCACUCGGAUAGCUUGGUGAAGCUGGAGGAGAUGGUCGAGACGACGGUGGAUCUUGAUGCGUUGGAGAACCACGAGUUCAUCAUCAAGCCGGAGUUUGACGAGAGCUUGCGCAUCAUCCGCAAGAAGCUGGACAAGUUGCGCCAUGAUAUGGACACAGAGCACCGCCGCGUUGGCCGCGAUCUGGACCAGGAGGUGGAAAAGAAGCUGUUCCUGGAGAACCAUCGUGUGCAUGGCUGGUGCUUCCGACUGACUCGCAACGAGGCCGGCUGCAUUCGCAACAAGAGAGAGUACCAGGAGUGCUCGACCCAGAAGAACGGCGUCUAUUUCACGACAUCGACAAUGCAGGCGCUCCGCCGCGAGCACGAUCAGCUGUCAUCUAACUACAAUCGCACCCAGACGGGUCUGGUGAGCGAGGUGGUCAAUGUGGCCGCCUCCUACUGUCCUGUCUUGGAGCAGCUUGCUGGUGUCCUGGCUCACCUUGACGUGGUUGUGAGCUUUUCCCAUUCUGCCGUGCAUGCCCCUACGCCAUAUGUCCGUCCGAAGAUUCACCCUCGGGGCACCGGAAACACGAUCUUGAAGGAGGCACGACACCCGUGUAUGGAGAUGCAGGAUGACAUCUCGUUCAUUACGAACGAUGUGUCUCUUAUCCGGGAUGAUUCGUCUUUCCUGAUCAUUACUGGUCCGAACAUGGGUGGUAAAUCGACCUAUAUUCGCCAAAUUGGUGUCAUUGCGCUGAUGGCCCAGACGGGCUGCUUCGUGCCGUGCUCCGAGGCGGAGCUGACGAUUUUCGACUGCAUUCUUGCCCGUGUCGGUGCGAGUGAUUCGCAGCUCAAGGGCGUGUCGACUUUCAUGGCCGAGAUGCUUGAAACCUCUAACAUCCUCAAGUCGGCUACGUCGGAGUCUUUGAUCAUCAUCGACGAACUUGGCCGUGGAACCAGUACGUACGACGGCUUUGGUUUGGCAUGGGCUAUCUCGGAGCACAUUGUCACUGAGAUCCGUUGUUUCGGCCUCUUCGCAACCCACUUCCACGAGUUGACAGCCCUGGCUGAUCGGUAUCCCAACUCCGCCAAGAAUCUCCACGUGGUGGCCUUUAUCGGUGAUGGCACAGGCAAUGGGUCUGAGAACAAAGACUCGAAGCGUGACCAGGUCACUCUUCUGUACCGUGUCGAACCGGGCAUCUGUGAUCAGUCCUUCGGUAUCCACGUCGCUGAGUUGGUCCGCUUCCCGGAGAAGGUGGUCAACAUGGCGCGUCAAAAGGCAGACGAGCUUGAGGAUUUCACCUCCUCCGGAGCACAGGAACAAGAGUCGAACAUGGCGCUUGACAAGUACUCGCAGGAAGAGGUCGAAGAGGGCAGUGCUCUUCUUAAGGAGAUGUUAUUGAAAUGGAAGGAGGCGAUUGAAUCACCCGGCAAGAACCUGACGGUCGAAGAGAAACGCCAGAUUAUGCGUGAUCUCGUCAACAGUGAUCCGAAGUUGCAGGCCAACAAAGUGUUCCAGGGCAUUCAGGCUUUUCUCAGCAAUGCGCGCAAACUGAAGCGACCUCCCGCUGGCCAGCUUGAUUCAUGCACCCCUUUUCCAUCCUCACUCUCGGAUGUCAACAUGCUCAUGAGCGAUGGGUUGCUACGGGUAUUCUGGCCAUACGAUCUACCUCGGUCGUCAUCGCCGGGAGUGAUUGUUGGAUGGCGGAACUCGGAGUUGGAUUUGUUCGUGUUGACUGUGCUGGAGGAUGUGGAGCCUCGAAAUGUCGACAACGCUUUACGGGCAGGGAUUCUAUUCCGCAAUAGCCCUCAUCCUAUUGUGCGGAUAUUCGCCCUAUGUGGACGAUCGGCCAUGCAUGUUCUAGGAUCAACCAACUCACCGGAUCCGCCAACGGCUUUCAAUCCGUCGCAUCUCUAUGUCACCACAAAGUCGUCGGGCAAGGUUCCUCGGAUCUUCUGUCCACCCGAAACGAACCUCUCUGUUCAGGUCAUCAUGUUUAAUCGGCCUCAUCCGACCAGGAUGGAGUAUAUGUCCCUGGAGCCGAUUUCCCUGGCAUUGGGUGACAAAGUGUUUGGUGCGGACAAAUCCGAUGAUGUGUCUGAUCAGAUCAAUACCGAAGAGGAGCGGGGUAAGAGUCAAGCCGUGAAGCUGGUCGAAAAGCUGAAGCUUCACACGGUUGUCAAGCAUGUUCCCUCUUCCAAGGAACAAGCACUUCCCCUCAUCAUCAACCAGGUUAACUGCGCAUAUGAAAUGGGGAAGCUGAUGGAGAAGAAUAGCCAUUUGGUCGGAAUCCGUGUCAAAAGAAGCAUGAGUGUUGGUGAACGGGUCGUAGAGUCCGCCACUACGCUGUGGGACCUAGUCGUUCUCGGGGUUUCUUAUGUCUUCUGGCAAUGGAUCUGGCCGGUGAUUACCCGCAUAUUCAUCGUUGGGCUCGUCUUCCAUCGUACAAUUGCGGAGAUAGUGCUGCAAAUCCUGGAGUGGCGUGCCCGCCCGGACGCCGCUGCCCUGAAAGAUAUAUCAGCGACAGCUCAGCAGGUGGAUAUUCGACUCCAGCAGUUCUGUUACUGGCCAAUCCAGUAUGUGAAACUACGCCAGAGAAAGGACAACUGGGAGAGUGUGACGACUAGUCAUCCAGACUACAUUCGGUUCUACAACAGCUUGUGGCUCGUCGCCAACGACGUGAUUAUCGGCAUUGCAUUGGGAUCGUACAUCAUCGACAACGCCAACUGGGUGGCCUUUCAAAUCAAUUCUGUUCUGACGGGCUGGACCGUGGAAGGGCUGCAACGUACCAUCUCCUGGCUGAUGGACUGGCCGGCUGGUCUCAAGCUCAACAACGAGCUUGCUGCAUUCCUGGGUGAUCUCUUCCUAUGGGUGAUCGAAAACUGGGCAGUCCAUAUCUAUUCCUUCUACAUCGCAUCUGCACGGAUUUUCAACUGGCAGCUUACGAUCAUCAUAUCUCUCUUCCAUCUUUUCCGCGGCAAGAAGCGAAACGUGCUUCGCAACCGUAUAGACUCAUGCGAUUACGAUCUUGAUCAACUUCUUCUUGGAACAAUCUUGUUUACCGUUCUCUUCUUCCUCUUACCUACCGUUAUCGUCUUCUAUCUCGCCUUUGCGAGCGCGCGGAUGUUGAUCAUCUCGCUUAAAGCGGCACUUGAUACGUGCUUGGCUUUCUUGAACCAUUUCCCGCUUUUUGCUUUGAUGCUGCGAGUCAAGGACUCCCGGAGAUUGCCAGGUGGAAUCCACUUUGAGCUUCGUGAAGAGUACGAUAAAUGCUCGACAACCAAGUCGAGCGCUAGUGUGCCUUAUAUCCACCUUGAGUCUAUUCCUCUUACUCUUCGUGCCAUGUUCGAUCAAUACUUCCAACUGGGCCACCGACUACGAAAACACUACCUCGCGCCCCAGGUCAUCUUCUGCCUUGUGACUGGCCGCUUCGUGCCUCCUAUACAUCGGCGCAACCUAUACGGUAUGCAGUACAGCAUGCUCCCUGCACGCCGAGCGACAAUGACAGAGGUGUGGUCGUUGUUAACACAGCCUCGCAAGACUAGCAGUAGCAGCAGUAGCUCCUCGUCCAUGGGCGCAGGAAUAGGUACUGCAGCGAACGGGAUCCUCAAGGUCCCGGGGGCUUUCGGACAGGGUGAUAUGAGGCGGCGAGGACAUCGAUAG
Molecule: messenger RNA, 4971 nt
Organism: Aspergillus sclerotioniger CBS 115572
Lineage: Eukaryota; Fungi; Ascomycota; Eurotiomycetes; Eurotiales; Aspergillaceae
Product: mismatch repair ATPase MSH2
Exons: 8
Coding region: 1-4971 (1656 amino acids)
Biological process (GO): mitotic recombination; mismatch repair; GPI anchor biosynthetic process
Cellular component (GO): membrane; MutSalpha complex; nucleus
Molecular function (GO): ATP-dependent DNA damage sensor activity; mismatched DNA binding; ATP binding
Source: RefSeq, a predicted model, not a curated record